Aureobasidium melanogenum CBS 110374 is the source of this 1146-nucleotide messenger RNA. RefSeq lists its product as uncharacterized. NCBI's taxonomy places the organism in Eukaryota, Fungi, Ascomycota, Dothideomycetes, Dothideales, Saccotheciaceae. The coding region runs from base 1 to 1146 and encodes 381 amino acids. The transcript has a single exon. The record is from RefSeq and is a predicted model, not a curated record.
AUGGCCAUAAAUGUGAAGCCUCUUAAUGCCGACACCACAUUCUUGAUUGAUUUCAUCCCUUCCUUCGCGCCUGCUCAUGCCUCGGCUCGGUUUCCUGGCUCUUUCUCCGUCUUAAUCGAUCCCUGGGUAACAGGGAGUUCUUCGGUCUGGAAAGAAUCUUUCCAGAUAUCGCAUCACACAACUUCGCCGUGCAUUUCAUCGUUACGGGACAUACCACAACCGGAUCUUAUCAUCAUCUCACAGGAUAAACCUGAUCAUUGCCACAAACAGACAUUAUGCACUCUCCCAGCAGACUCUAGAAUCCACAUCCUGGCAACUCCAGUAGCUGCCAAAUCAAUUCGGUCAUGGAAACACUUCACGCAUGCGACCAUUCAAACGAUGCAGCCAUAUAACAGCAAAGACGAAAAAUCUGUUAUACGCAUACCAAUUCCAGGAUACUCGCUCACCAGCCAGGGCGGUGAAGUCACAAUUUCGUACAUGCCACAAAAAAUGGACCCAACAAGGCUCCACAAUGCGAUCGGACUCACAUACCGAGCACCCAAUAGCAAAACAACUUCCGUGAAUGGCUCUGUCGUCAAUCUGCUCAACCUCCCACCAACCCCUCAAGAUUCUCCAAUGGCAGGCAACUUCUUGGACCUUGUGGUUGAUGGAAGCGAUCCUUUGACACCUCCUGACUCACCCAUGGAACUCGAAGGAGAUUUGCCUACUAUUGCGCCGUUCGAGAAGACAAUCAGUGUUCUAUACAGCCCUCACGGCGUCGCAUAUCCUGCGAUCGAGCCAUAUGCAUCGUCAUUCUUGGCCAAGGAGUCUGCAUUGCCGUUGACUGCCCUGUUCCACUCCAUCAAUACCGAGGAGAAUCCUUGGUUUAUGGGUGGCAUCGUAGCGGCAGGAUAUCCUGGAGGCGCUGAAAUCGUGCGAAAACUGGGAGCUCGGUACUGGAUCAGCGCGCAUGACGAGGUCAAGGACAACAGAGGUUGGUCUGUUGCAUGGAUCAAGAGUUCGGUAUACUCUGCAGAGGAAGCACAGCAAAAGUUGGAUGACGAAAAUAAAAACAUGGCAUUGCAUCAGAACGGAAAGCAUGGAAAAGCGAAUCACAGGACACAGAUUGUCAGACUGGAUGUGGGAGAACGGCUACGCAUUGUGUGA